Hydatigera taeniaeformis is the source of this 1314-nucleotide messenger RNA. The record is from the annotation of a GenBank genome assembly. Lineage: Eukaryota; Metazoa; Platyhelminthes; Cestoda; Cyclophyllidea; Taeniidae.
CACAUGGCAAACUCAGCGCAUCCUUUAUUGGAGAACACGUACCACACUCUACAGAAUGCUGAGAUGCGUGGAAGUCCCAGCAAUGCCAGCCACGUUUCUGCUCUGACACAGCGAAUUCUCUCAGAAGUCUACAUCGCGGCAGCGAAAGCGGCAUCAAUAGCCGUGAGUGAGUCACUUGGAAGUGGUAGCAUGGACGCUGUAAAUCAGACCAUUGGUGGUUCCGGAAGUUAUCGACCCAACUCGCAUUACGCUGAAUCCGCCUCCAUGAUUGGUGGAAGCAUUUCGGCUUUGGAUGGACUUGGCGGCUAUCCAGUGCCCACACCAAAUGGCGUGUCGCGAAUGCGAAAAUCGCCCAACACACGCACAACUACCCCGACCUACCAGGGUCAUUUAACUCCUCAGCCCUUCCCCUCGACACCGCAGUUUAUGGGCCAGCAAAUUCUCCGCCCACGCAUUCCCUCACAGACUGGACCCAGCUACGGAUGGGCUUCGCCCAUGCUGACACCUCAAGCCACAAUGAGGUUAAAUGAGGCCGCAAAUGCUCUAGCAGCAGCUGCAGCUGCUGCAGUCCUAGAGGCUACCGGGGCUACACCUGACCUCGGAGUCCAAGGUGGUGGCGCUCACGCUUCUCGGUUCAGCGGUAGUGCAAGCGGAGGCGGUGGUGGAGGUAAUGGUGGCCUGGGAACCAGCAGUGAGGAUGGAGAAAGCAUUUCUUCAAACUCUUUUUUCCCCAGAGGUCCCGAUGGUAAAACCUCCAGCCAAGAAGCUAAUAUGAAGGGUCAGAGAAAAAAGCCAGUACAAAGUGCUUGUAAAGGAUCUCUUCCAAACGCGGGAAUGGAGUCCCUCCUUCCGAUGCUGACCAUCUCCCCCAACAUACCUUCAAACUACCCCCAAAUAAUGGAUCCACGCGGCACCCGGACAUCUCCUGGAGAACUUCCUCCCUACUUUCCAUCCACACCCAUGGAGGGUAUGUGGAUGCAGAACUUCCAGCCCAUUGACAACCCCAGAACAGGCGAGGAAUCUAAAUUUAAUCCCUACCCCAAUGCACAACUCGAAGCUGGUAAUAGUGCUUCAACAACCGGUAUGGUCUCCUCUUUCGCCAAGCCACCUCCUUCUACUGUCGGCAACAGACCAUCAGCCAUUAAUCUUCAACCUUCCUCAAGCUCCGCCAGUUACACUAAGGAUGACAAUAACCCCAACGACAACACUCUGCGGGCUAAUCCCGACAUACAGAGCUUAAAACGGUCUGAACAACCUGAACAGCAGUCAAUGCCAUCCCCACCAUCUCAGACGACUGCCGAACUCCAAAAAUAA